AUGGAUACUAUACAAGAAAAUUUGUUAUUGUCCUCCUCGCCUAACCAUUCGCACUUACCAAUUGAUGAGGAGCUUUGGUUGAUGGCUGAAGAGAGGGCCCAGGAAAUACUAUGCACAAUUCAACCUAAUGUUGUUUCUGAGGUGAACAGAAAGCAGAUUAUUGAUUUCGUUCAGAGGCUGAUUGGAGGUUACUAUGGGGGAGAGGUAUUCGUGUUUGGAUCAGUCCCACUAAAAACCUACCUUCCAGAUGGAGAUAUUGACUUGACAGUUCUCAGUCAAGAAAGCGUAGAGGAGGAUUUAGCACAAGCAGUAUGCAAUCUACUUGGAAGUGGAGAAAACCUUGAAUAUGAAGUGAAAGACAUACAGCAUAUACGUGCUCAGGUGAAGGUUGUAAAAUGCACGGUGAAAGGUAUAGCGGUUGACAUCUCUUUCAACCAGAUGGCUGGACUCUAUGCUCUGCGCUUUUUGGAAGAGGUUGACCAACUUGUCGGGAAAAACCAUGUCUUCAAACGCAGCAUAAUCUUAGUCAAAGCUUGGUGCUAUUAUGAGAGCCGACUUCUUGGUGCACACCAUGGCCUGCUCUCAACAUAUGCCCUGGAAAUAUUAGUUUUAUAUAUCAUCAAUUGUUUUCAUUCAUCAUUGUGCGGUCCUCUAGAGGUGCUAUACAGAUUUUUGGACUACUACAGCACAUUUGAUUGGGAGAAAAACUAUAUCACCAUAGAUGGUCCACAACCAUUAUCCUCCCUUCCAGAAAUUGUUGAGAAACCAGAAUCUGAACGAGGUGGAUUGCUUCUCAGUAAAGAGCUUCUGAAAAAUUACAGGGAUAUGUGCUCUGUUCCAAAGGCAUGCGAUACUUCACCCCGUGAAUUUCCCAUCAAGUGCAUGAACAUUUUGGAUCCUCUAAAAAGCGACAACAACCUAGGCCGCAGUGUCAACAAAAGCACUUUACAUCGAAUUGGUUACGCUUUUGCCUUCGGUGCUGAAAAGCUUAAGGAGAUUCUUGAUCUUCCAGGAGAAAGCAUGGGUGGAGCACUUGAGGUGUUUUUCAUGAACACCUUGAAUAGAAAUGGGAAAGGACAAAGGCCAGAUAUCGAUGUUCCUGUUCCUGCAUUUGGUACUGGAAGAUCUGAAGAGCCUGUCCUUGUUGGAGAUUGUGACAGUUUCUAUGGUGGCUUACAACAUGUUCAGAUGUGUCGUAACUAUGCUAUUCCGCUUGCACCUUCAAUUUCCCCACCGAUACCAUUUGAUGCUGACAUGCUUAAGCUACAACAAAGCUGGCUUAGGUGUUAUCAUAGAGGUACUGAUGUAUAUGUCCCUAGACAGACAUUCUAUCAUCCAAAUGCUCCUCCACAUCCAACUUAUAGCCUUGAAGAAACAGGGAAAUCGCGAGGAACAGGCACAUACAUACCUGACAUGACUCUUACUACCUACUGGAAUACCCGUGCAAGAGGGUCCAGACCAAGGAGAGUCAGUGCCGGGAAUAAUAACAAUAGUAAUACUAAUGCAUUGCCCAAACCAUUGGAGAGAAAGGAAAUAGAAGAAGUUCCUUCUGAGACUGACAUGAAUGAGAGUAGCUCCAAGUCAUUUGAGCUCUCAAAUGAAGACUUUCCUCUUCUUUCAAGCACUGGCAACAGCACUUCAUCAGCAUUCCAACAAUCGGAGAGAAAGGAAAUAAAAGAGGUUCCUUCUGAGACUGGCUUGAAUGACAAUAGCUCCCAGUCCUUUGAGCUCUCUAAUGAAGAUUUCCCUCUUCUUUCAAGCAUUAGCAACAGCACUUCGUCGGCACCCCAACAAUCCAAGCUGGACCGUAAUUCGUCAACUGCGCUUUCUGCUCGAAUUGAAGAGAAGACGAAUUGA
Molecule: messenger RNA, 1857 nt
Organism: Lathyrus sativus (Indian pea)
Lineage: Eukaryota; Viridiplantae; Streptophyta; Magnoliopsida; Fabales; Fabaceae
Source: the annotation of a GenBank genome assembly